UUGUAUGUGCAGACGCAGCCAAUCUCUUCCUCAUGACGCCACCGAGGUUGGGCUCAGAGGGCUUCGAUCAUAAUAUUUAACACACCCACCCUAGAUGGGCACUUGGAAGGAAGACAAGGCAGUGCUGAGAGGAGAAAUCAUAACCAGGAACCCCACACCUGCCAGCCAGCCAGCCAGCCGGCCAGCCAGUCUCCGAUUUGACUUCAGCGGGCGUUUGCGGACAGCAGCAGCUUUGUCAAGAAGCGGGGCAUCAUCCAAGCAUCUUGCUGCGGAUCACCUGUUAUUUUGGGGGAAUUUUUUUUAUUUACAUUUCUGCUUAUAAAUGCAUUCGAAAUAUUAGGAAGCGUGUGUUUUUGUGGACUACGUUAUGUCAGUCUCUCCUGUUACUUUCCUCUGAAAACAGUUAUGACGCGUUUGACAUCUCACUCCGUGCUGGCAGCGACACGAGGAAGCAGGUUUGAAGAAGACUGUUGAUGCUUUUAACAGGACCCCCACUCCCUUCUCUUAGCCUAGGAUACAUCUGCUGUGAGAUUUAUUUAGUCACUCGUCCUCCUGACACUGUAGGCUAUCCUGUUCAACAAGGCAAUGAAUGAAGAGCACUUCUUGAGCCAGCAAAGUGUCCGGUUUUCACACUGUGUUGGUCUUUCCACCAGUCUGGGAAUGAAUAAUUGGGACUAUUUAAAAUAUUAAACACCGCACAUAUCAUGGGCUUUUUAAACAUAGGCUGACGGUCAUUAUGUGUGGAGCGAUCGUAGAAAAUUCCCAAACUAACAUCGUUGUCUUGUCUUCAGAAAACAGUGUUAGACAUCAAUGUCGGUGCUGUAGCUAAGGUGCGCGUAAAGCUUGCUAUAAAUAUAUACAUAUAUGCUAAAGAUGAUAUUGUUUCGUAAAUUCAGAGUACUGAUACUUAUGGUGUUUUUGGUUGCGUGCACCAUGCACAUCAUGAUAGACUUGUUACCAAAACUAGAGAAGCGGGCGACGGGAGCGGAGCGCGGGGACGGCGGCUGUCAGUGUGCACACCACACGGGUGGGGAGUCGCAGGGCUGGGGCAAGCAGCGCGCCAGAACGGCGGCUGAAGCGGGCUGGCCUAACAAGCACACGCUGAGAAUCCUGCAGGAUUUCAGCAAUGAACCGAGCUCCAACCUCACAUCACACUCCCUGGAAAAGAUCACGGCCGCCGGGGACAAAGCGGAAUCCUUCAGGCGGAUGAGAACGUCGGCGGGGCAGGCGGAGGACCACAAGCCACUCAUCGGAGACGCGAGCGGGGGUCGUACCGUUCCUUCCCAUGCUGUCUCACGACUUUCUCGCCUGUUUGAGCAUCCUUUAUACAAGGUUGACCCCCCUGCUCUCACGGACGAUGACACUUUGUUUAACGUCAACAACGACAUCAGGUUUUAUCCCAGAGCGACAGGGAACCAAGGAUGGCACAAUGAGGAGGGAAACGAGGAUGAAGAGGAGUUCUCUCCAACUGAAGAGGUGACAGCAGAAUCUUACCCCAACUGGUUGCGAUUCCACAUCGGGAUCAACCGUUAUGAGCUGUACUCCAGACACAGCCCUGUGCUGGAUGCCCUAUUGAAAGACCUGGUAACACAGAGGAUCACCAGCGUAGCCAUGAAAUCAGGAGGCACCCAGCUGAAGCUGAUCAUGACUUUCCAGAACUAUGGACAAGCGCUGUUCAAGCCUAUGAAGCAGACGCGGGAGCAGGAAACGCCUCCAGAUUUCUUCUACUUCUCUGACUUCGAGAGGCACAAUGCUGAGAUCGCUGCUUUUCAUUUGGACAGGAUUCUUGACUUCCGGAGAGUGCCCCCGGUGGCAGGAAGACUUGUCAAUAUGACGAGAGAAAUCAGAGAUGUGACACGUGAUAAGAAGCUGUGGAGGACCUUCUUCAUCUCACCAGCCAAUAAUGUCUGCUUCUACGGGGAAUGCUCUUACUACUGCUCCACUGAGCAUGCUCUGUGUGGCAAACCGGACCAAAUUGAAGGCUCUCUCGCAGCCUUCCUGCCAGAUCUAAACCUAGCCAAACGCAAGACCUGGAGAAACCCCUGGAGGCGCUCCUACCACAAACGCAAGAAAGCAGAGUGGGAGGUGGAUCCAGAUUACUGUGACGAGGUGAAGCAAACACCUCCAUAUGACCGUGGCACUCGACUGCUGGACAUCAUGGACAUGACCAUCUUUGACUUCUUAAUGGGUAAUAUGGAUCGUCAUCAUUAUGAAACCUUUGAGAAGUUUGGAAACGACACCUUCAUCAUUCACCUUGACAAUGGAAGAGGGUUUGGAAAGCACUCCCAUGAUGAGCUCUCCAUCCUGGUACCUCUCAGCCAGUGCUGCAGGGUGAGGAAGUCAACUUACCUGCGUCUCCAGCUGCUGGCCAAAGAAGAGUACCAACUGAGCUCCAUGAUGGAGGAGUCCCUGCUGCAUGACCGCCUGUCCCCUGUUCUCAUUCAGCCUCAUCUUCAGGCCAUGGACCGCAGGCUCCGGCUGGUGCUGCAGGUUGUGGCUGGCUGCAUAGAGAAAGAAGGAUAUGUUAAUGUUGUGGAGGAAGAUCUAGUUGGGGACACGACCACCCACAGGGGCCCAGGCCACAGGUAGUGAGGGCGAGGCACUGACACCAAUGGACCGUGGCUGUUCAACCAAUGAGAUCACACACACACAAAAAAAACCCUACUUCUGAUAUCAAGCUGAAUUCAGUGAAUUCCAAGACUUGCCAUCAUUGCCUAUAUGGAAACUGCUUUUAAGUGUGUUUAUAUAGAAGAAACUGUCUACAAAUACCACGAAAGACUGUGCACACACAGCACUUUGUGUUUGGUAGAUGCAGAUGUAUUUUGGUUUUAUCACAUGUUGUAUGAGGCAUUAAGGAACCACUGCUGUGUUCUGCCUUUGUCCAAUUUGGUCUGAGUAUGGAGGGUAUCGGUUUGUUUUGUGUGUUUUAUUAUAUUAGAACAUAACCAAAUGAGAGCCUACACUGACUGGGGACUACAUUUUCAGACAAUAAGCUUUAUGACUAAUGACAGUGUAUGAAAAUGUUUUAUUUGCAAAACAUGUCAGAAUUCAGUGUUUUACAUUGAACGGUACCAAGAAUAAGUCUUUCUUGACACAAACGACUUACAACCAGGAGAAUAUUAAGGUUUCCACAAAAUAUGCUCUCUUUAGAAUCUAUAUUUUUAAGGUUUUUGUCUUGGCACAGGCUUACAACAGGCUGACUGAGAAUCUUGUUACUUACAGCUGAGCAGCAUAAAUCUGAGUGCAAGUAUUUCACACUGUAGUUCAAACAGUACCUUCACAUUGCCUUAUUUCAGCUUUGUGUAGUUUUUUUUUCCUCCCAUGACAGUUAAGCUUGCACUACAUAUAGCACAAUACAACAAUAAAAUAAUAUUUACCAAAAAAAAAAACAUUUUAACUUCAAAAGUUAAGACUGGACACCACACUGAUGUCAUGGUCAGUUGCAUCAAAUGAGCCAUUCGUAGAAGCAGUCGAACGUAACAUCACAAUUUCUGUACUGCAAACAUGUCAGAGUUUGAGCAUCAUUUGAUUUUAUGUGAUUUCGUGUCCAAAUAAGCCUUUAUCUGCGCAUCACAGAAACUUUUUUCCAUUCCGGUUUUGUUUCGUGUUGCAUUCAGUUGGAAAAUUAUUCACCAAGAUACUUUUUGCAUUUGGGUACCAUUUGAAUUGGCAUUCUUUUGUGUAUUUUUGUUAAGAUUAUAGAAACAACCAAUCAAGUUGCUGAUGUGGGGCCAGUAGAAUUUUCUAUUUCCUUCUAAGAGUCCUCUGUAUUGGCUAACCCAGUACCUGUGCAAUGACAGAAAUACAGUACUUGAAUGUUUUUGGGUUGGCAGUACGGACAGGAUUCACGGAACUACUAAAUCCUGAGUGGCUGAUGUCGAGUCUGAGAAAUGCUUGGCGGGGAAAGCUGGGUUAAAAUGCCUCACCCAGUCACAGGGAUAACUAUGGGCACUGUUCCAUUGAAAUCCUUUUUGUAUUUUCAUUGUAAAUACCUAUAAAUACUUUGGAGAUCUAUCAAGCUGCACUGCACAGUGGUUUGCUUCUGUUUUUUGCUCUUGCAUUGUUACUGUGAAGACCUGUUUACUAAAUGAUUUAAGUGUGCAAUAAAAGCAAAAAUUGAGGACAAA
This is a messenger RNA of Archocentrus centrarchus (flier cichlid), 4127 nucleotides long. RefSeq names its product FAM20C golgi associated secretory pathway kinase a (gene fam20ca). Bases 865 to 2589 code for a protein of 574 amino acids. The record is from RefSeq and is a predicted model, not a curated record. Gene Ontology annotation, biological process: protein phosphorylation; enamel mineralization. Gene Ontology annotation, molecular function: protein serine/threonine kinase activity. Gene Ontology annotation, cellular component: Golgi apparatus. The transcript is spliced from 10 exons. NCBI's taxonomy places the organism in Eukaryota, Metazoa, Chordata, Actinopteri, Cichliformes, Cichlidae.